GCAAGUAAUGGGGGGACACUAGGGACAGGUGGGCUGUACACUGGGGACAGGGGGGACAAUGAGAAUAAGUUUGGGGACCCUGGGAAUGGGUGGGGGCCACACUGGGAAUGGGUUGUGGGGACACUGGGAGUGGGAGGUCAUAUGGGGUCACCACUCUUCCCACAGAUCCGGGGGCACAGUCCUAACCCUUCCCCCCUGUCCCCAGAACCCUCCGGGGCUCCUUCCUGAGUUCUGGACUUUGCUCCUUGCCCCCGGCGACAUGACCAGAGGAAAAUUCCAUCCUGGGGAGGGAAGAGAGAGGAGCUGGGAAAGCCUGAUCCAAGAGAGCCUGAUCCCAGGAAAAGUUUCUUCUGGCAGCACCUAAUUCGAGGAUCACCUGGUCCCAGGAUCAUCUAAUCCCAGGGGACGCUGUUCCUGGCAGCAGCUGAUCUUGGAAAAUUGCAGCUGGCAGAGAACUACCUAAUUCCAGAAGAACAUCAUUCUGGAAUCGCCGUAUCCCAGGAGAAUUUCAUCCUGAGAGAGCCUUAUUCCAGGAGCACCUCAUCGCAGGGGGAAGCUCAGUCUGGGAUCACCUUAUCCCAGGAGAUCCUUGUCCCGGGAUCACUUUAUCCCAAGAUUAUCUCCUUCCAGGAGAAGCUCAUCCUGGGAUCCCCCACUCCUGCCACCUGCUGCCAAUUCCAGGGUCCCUCCCGCUGCACUUCGGGGUCUCCCUGUGUUCUCCUGCCAUGGCUGAGCCCUCUGGGGCUGGGGACAGCAUCCCAUUGGAAUGUCCUGGCCUGGACACGGCCGCUGGGGAGGAAUUCCUGCAGGAAGUGUUCCAGAUCCUGCUGGAGGAGGGCGUGCGGAAGAGCACAGAUGUGACACAGAAGACCCUCAACACGAGCCCGUACACAUACGAAGUGGCCCCAGUGCUGGUGCUGAUGGAGGAGCAGGUCCUGGCCAAGCUCCGGGAGCUCGUGGGGUGGAGCAGCGGCGAUGGCAUCUUCGCUCCCGGGGGCUCUAUGUCCAACAUGUUGGCCAUGAACGUGGCACGAUUCCGGCGUUUCCCGGAGAGCCGCAGCAGAGGGAACUGGGACCUGCCUCGCCUGGGCCUGUUUGCAUCCCAGGAGAGCCAUUACUCCAUCCUAAAAGGAGCUGCUCUCCUGGGAAUUGGCACCGACAAUGUUCACCUGGUGCGGACAGAUGAGAGGGGGAAGAUGAUCCCGGAAGAGCUGGAGAAGGAGAUCCAGAGAGUGAAAGCUGAGGGCUCGGAGCCCCUCUUUGUGUGUGCCACGAGUGGCACCACUGUCCUGGGCGCCUUCGACCCGCUGGACGCCAUCGCUGACGUCUGUGCCCGCCACGGGCUGUGGCUGCAUGUGGACGCAGCAUGGGGGGGCAGCGCCCUCCUGUCCCCCCGACUCCGUCAUCUCCUUGCUGGCAUCCACAGAGCUGACUCAGUGACCUGGAACCCCCACAAGCUGUUGAUGGUGGGAUUGCAGUGCUCGGCAUUCCUGCUCCGUGACAGCUCCGGGCUCCUGCAGCGCUGCCAUGGCGUGGGGGCCUCGUACCUGUUCCAGCGGGACAAGUUCUACGACGUGUCCCUGGACACAGGGGACAAGAGCCCCCAGUGUGGCCGCCGCGCCGACGGCCUCAAGCUCUGGAUCCUCUGGAAAGCCGUGGGGACCCGGGGGCUGGCACAGCGUGUGGAGCGGGCGUUCGCUGCCUCUCGGUAUCUGUUGGAGCAGGUGAAGAGGAGGGAGGGAUUCCAGCUGGUGAUGGAG
Molecule: messenger RNA, 1760 nt
Organism: Zonotrichia albicollis (white-throated sparrow)
Lineage: Eukaryota; Metazoa; Chordata; Aves; Passeriformes; Passerellidae
Source: RefSeq, a predicted model, not a curated record